Molecule: messenger RNA, 906 nt
Organism: Arvicanthis niloticus (Nile rat)
Lineage: Eukaryota; Metazoa; Chordata; Mammalia; Rodentia; Muridae
Gene: Dusp23
Product: dual specificity phosphatase 23
Biological process (GO): protein dephosphorylation
Source: RefSeq, a predicted model, not a curated record
AGCCCCGCCCCCGCUAUUCAGCCAACCCUGGGUGUCGAGGAGCGUCACGGGGACAGAUCCGAGAGACUCCGAGGCCCACUAGGGCAAGUGCUGAGCAGGGCGGGGGGUUGAUCCGAUCGCUCGGCAGAGUAGAAAAGGCCAGACUCGACCUGGGUGCCCUCCCCCCACAAUGGGCGUACAGCCCCCCAACUUCUCCUGGGUGCUCCCGGGACGGCUGGCCGGACUGGCGUUGCCGCGGCUGCCCGCGCACUACCAGUUCCUGCUGGACCUGGGCGUGCGACACCUGGUGUCCCUGACGGAGCGCGGACCCCCUCACAGUGACACCUGUCCCGGCCUCACGCUGCACCGACUGCGCAUCCCUGACUUUUGCCCGCCGUCCCCGGAACAGAUUGACCAGUUUGUUAAGAUCGUGGACGAGGCCAAUGCCCGGGGAGAGGCUGUCGGGGUGCACUGUGCCCUGGGCUUCGGCCGCACUGGCACCAUGCUGGCCUGCUACCUGGUAAAGGAGAGGAGUUUGGCCGCAGGAGAUGCCAUUGCUGAGAUUCGGCGCCUGCGACCAGGAUCCAUUGAGACGUAUGAACAAGAGAAGGCCGUCUUCCAGUUCUACCAGCGAACAAAAUGAGGGAUUCGGCAGCCUUGCCUUUCCCCUCCCCUACUCCUGCUGUGUAUGGAAAAUGUGGCCAGGGAGGAAGGGGCGUGGACUAAUGUACUGCAUCCUUCAGCUCCCUCUGGCUCCUAUUGGUCAAAAGUAGUCCUUCCCCCAAAACCAUAACCUGGCCGUCAGGAUGGGUGAGAGCCCAUGAAAAUGAGGUAAUAACUAAUAAGAACUCAUUACCACCGUGCUUGUCCACAGCACGCUCAGUACUUCAGCUCCCUGUAGCCCUGGGUUGGUGAAAAGACAGAAAA